Messenger RNA from Salvia splendens (bonfire salvia), 483 nucleotides. RefSeq lists its product as uncharacterized. The coding region runs from base 1 to 483 and encodes 160 amino acids. The record is from RefSeq and is a predicted model, not a curated record. The transcript is spliced from 3 exons. NCBI's taxonomy places the organism in Eukaryota, Viridiplantae, Streptophyta, Magnoliopsida, Lamiales, Lamiaceae.
AUGGGGAAGGCUGAUGUGAUUCUUGGAAUUAAGAUCACACAUGGAGAACAAGGACUUUUCAUUUCUCAAUCACAUUAUAUUGAGAAGGUGUUGGAAAAAUUUAAUUUCAAAGAUUGUUCUCCAGUUAAGACUCCUUUUGAUCCUAGUGCAAAACUCGUGCCUAAUAAUGGAGUUGUUGUGAAUCAGCUUGAAUAUUCAAAGGUUAUUGGAUCACUCAUGUUAUUCGGAUGCAAGUUGGAUUACCAAUAUGGAAGAUCAUUUUUCCACAAGUGGUUAAGUAUUCCUUCUUGGAGGAGGUGCUAUAUGUUGGGCAUCAAAGAAACAAACUUGUAUCACAAAUUCAACAAUGGAAUCGGAGUUUGUGGCAUUAGCAGUAGCUGGUGCAAGAAUAAAGGAACUACCUAUAUAAGCAUGAAGAUUAGCCGCUUCAAGAAGCUAGGGCUUGGCUUCGACGUGUUUAUGAAGGAUAAGGACAUAGGCUAG